AUGUACGGAAGCGGCCUUGCAUCCGUCGGCCACACCGGCAGAGCAGCGAUCGCACACACGGCCUCCGAGGCUACAGCGUGGACGUCAGAGUCGGCUGUACAGUGCAUGGCGUCUAGCGGACUUAGAGCAUCGAAUAUCGUCCUGGCAACGCUUGGGGUCGUAGCGGGGAGUCGGACGGAAGCUCUGACAGUAGACGCAGCAGCUGUGAGUGUCAUGAGCCCAGCAAACCUUGCAGGCACAGCCUCUCUUGUCAUGACCGUGUACGGGAGCCAGCUUGGCGCAUACGACGGCACGGGACAAGCGCGCGUGGGCUACACCUCGUGUGAGAGCACGCAGUGGCAGUCGAGCACAUCGAUGCCUUGCCGAGCCAGCGCAGGAGUAGCCGGCUCGACCCGAGCCUCGCUGACAGCGGGGUAUCAAGUCGGGACCUCGACCGGUAUAUUGAGUUUGGACUCUGACUUGAUAAGCGGCGCCUUGCGGAGGAACGCCGCAAGCUCGGGCUCGAUCAGCGCGACGAUUCAGGGGACCUUUUUCGGUCAUGCCGUGUACUCGGCCCACGCUCGGAGCGGGGUGUCGUCCAGUGAGGCUACGGAUUGGGAGUCACAGACGUCGGUGCGCUGUCUUGUCGGGAGUCAAUCUACAAGGACUGCGCACAUGGUGCUCAGUGUAGACGCAUCGGUCGGGUCGCGGACGGAGGCGUACAGCACGGACCUGCCGACCUCCAGCACGCUGCGAUUAGACAACGCUCCAAGCACGGGAGCGGCAUACGUCGUCAGCCUACAGGGCGAUAACCUAGGCACGUCAGGCAGUACGACCGAGGCCUUCACAGCGGAGGGGCCGGCGAUGUCGCAGCAGGAGAGACCCAACCAGCCUUCUUCCGGGGCGGCGAGCGUGACGGUAGCGGGGUCGGGGCUGGGGCUCGGGGACUACACGGGGAGGGCGCGGGAGGGAGGGACCGGGUGCGAGGCGACGGAGUGGGAGUCGGAGACGGCGGUGCGGUGUCGGGGCGGGGGCGGGGUCGGGCGGACGGGGCGGGUGGCGGCGACGGUCGGGGAGCAGGCCGGGUCAAGGACGGAGGCGUACUCGACGGACGGGCCGGCGGGGUCCGGGGUCGGGGCGGACGGGAACGGGCCGGGGUCCGGGGCGGCGAGCGUGACGGUAGCGGGGUCGGGGCUGGGGCUCGGGGACUACACGGGGAGGGCGCGGGAGGGAGGGACCGGGUGCGAGGCGACGGAGUGGGAGUCGGAGACGGCGGUGCGGUGUCGGGGCGGGGGCGGGGUCGGGCGGACGAGGCGGGUGGCGGCGACGGUCGGGGAGCAGGCCGGGUCAAGGACGGAGGCGUACUCGACGGACGGGCCGGCGGGGUCCGGGGUCGGGGCGGACGGGAACGGGCCGGGGUCCGGGGCGGCGAGCGUGACGGUAGCGGGGUCGGGGCUGGGGCUCGGGGACUACACGGGGAGGGCGCGGGAGGGAGGGACCGGGUGCGAGGCGACGGAGUGGGAGUCGGAGACGGCGGUGCGGUGUCGGGGCGGGGGCGGGGUCGGGGCGACAAAGACAGUGAUUGUGUCUAUGGAAGCUGACGCUUCGAGUCGCACAAGCGCCGGAUCGUAUGAUGCGGGAUCGGGAAGCGGCAUGUAUCGAUCGAACGCAGCUGCAAGCGGCUCGGCGAGCUCAGCUAGCUUGACAGUGCAUGGGUCGGGCCUGGGUGUCGCCGGAUACACGGGCUGGGGUCGGACGGGAGGAUCAGGGAGCGAGAGCAGCGAGUGGGAGUCGGACACAGCUGUGCGAUGUCGAGCGGAGCGGGGCCGGAGAGGCGGGUCCUCACGAGGGGUAGUGUCCGUCGGGGAGAGGCCGGGUACGGUGACGGAGGCACUCUCGUAUGAUCAGGCGAGCGCCGGUACAUCCACGGCUGCUUUCACGGCCGACAAGCCGUCGCUGAGCGAGGGGCUGGUGACCAACAAGCCAGCCACGGGCUCAGUCAGCAUCUCCAUGUACGGAAGCGGCCUUGCAUCCGUCGGCCACACCGGCAGAGCAGCGAUCGCACACACGGCCUCCGAGGCUACAGCGUGGACGUCAGAGUCGGCUGUACAGUGCAUGGCGUCUAGCGGACUUGGAGCAUCGAAUAUCGUCCUGGCAACGCUUGGGGUCGUAGCGGGGAGUCGGACGGAAGCUCUGACAGUAGACGCAGCAGCUGUGAGUGUCAUGAGCCCAGCAAACCUUGCAGGCACAGCCUCUCUUGUCAUGACCGUGUACGGGAGCCAGCUUGGCGCAUACGACGGCACGGGACAAGCGCGCGUGGGCUACACCUCGUGUGAGAGCACGCAGUGGCAGUCGAGCACAUCGAUGCCUUGCCGAGCCAGCGCAGGAGUAGCCGGCUCGACCCGAGCCUCGCUGACAGCGGGGUAUCAAGUCGGGACCUCGACCGGUAUAUUGAGUUUGGACUCUGACUUGAUAAGCGGCGCCUUGCGGAGGAACGCCGCAAGCUCGGGCUCGAUCAGCGCGACGAUUCAGGGGACCUUUUUCGGUCAUGCCGUGUACUCGGCCCACGCUCGGAGCGGGGUGUCGUCCAGUGAGGCUACGGAUUGGGAGUCACAGACGUCGGUGCGCUGUCUUGUCGGGAGUCAAUCUACAAGGACUGCGCACAUGGUGCUCAGUGUAGACGCAUCGGUCGGGUCGCGGACGGAGGCGUACAGCACGGACCUGCCGACCUCCAGCACGCUGCGAUUAGACAACGCUCCAAGCACGGGAGCGGCAUACGUCGUCAGCCUACAGGGCGAUAACCUAGGCACGUCAGGUCGGACGGCUGCCGGCAGGACGGGGCUCACAGCAUGCGAGGCCUCGACGUGGGUAUCAGACAGCAGCCUACACUGCCGAGUCAGUGCAGGGGCAGAAGGGUCUAGGCGGGUGACGGUUACGGUAGAGGAGGCAGCGGGGACCAGGUCGGAGGUGUACUCAUGGGACAAGGUACUAGCAAGCUCCCUGCUUGUCCGUAACCAGGCCGGCACGGGAUCGUCAAGCUUGAGCAUACAGGGGGCUCAUCUUGCCACGUCAUCAUACACCGUGCAGGUGAGGCUCGGACUCACAGGGUGCGAGGCGACCGCCUGGACAUCGGAGACUGCGCUACGCUGUCGGACGGCGGGAGCCGCGGGCGUGACAUUGCGAUUUUCGGGAACGGUGGAGCUCCAGGCAGGUAGCUUGACGCAGGCGCUGUCAGCAGACGUCCCGAGCUUGAGCGAGCUCACCAGGGCGAACGCGGCGGGGACAGGGACAGCGCAAGUGACGUUGCAGGGAGCCUUGUACGGCAGUGUGGACUACUCCGGACAGGGGCGGAUAGCGGGGACUGCGCAGGAGUCUAGUGCGUGGGUGUCGGACUCGACAUUGACCUGUCGCACUACACGCGAGGACAGCAGGCAGCGCCCGAGUACACAUCACGAUAGGCCAGGAGGUAGGUAG
Molecule: messenger RNA, 3453 nt
Organism: Guillardia theta CCMP2712
Lineage: Eukaryota; Cryptophyceae; Pyrenomonadales; Geminigeraceae
Exons: 4
Coding region: 1-3453 (1150 amino acids)
Source: RefSeq, a predicted model, not a curated record